Sclerotinia borealis F-4128 is the source of this 1899-nucleotide messenger RNA. The record is from the annotation of a GenBank genome assembly. Lineage: Eukaryota; Fungi; Ascomycota; Leotiomycetes; Helotiales; Sclerotiniaceae.
AUGGCUUCACCGAACGAUAACACUCCCGACCUCAUUGUAGGAAUUGACUUUGGCCAAACAUACACCGGAGUCGUAUGGUCCAACCUGAGCAACACGAACCCCACCAGAAGCAUCCAAGAAUGGCCCGGACUACCCCCUGAUUCCGUGGAAACCAAAGUCCCUACUAGAAUCGCAUAUUCACGCAAUCCAAACGAUAGGAAUGAACCCAUAUGGGGUUUUUCCUGUGAUCCCGAUGAUGAGUAUCAUGAAGUCACCGAAGUUCGAGAGAAUUUCAAGAUCUUCUUGGACCAGCAUAGUCUGGACCUCGCUCGCAAAGAAGGGAUGAGAGAUAUGCCCGAAACCGUUGAUAAAGCAAAAGAUCUCGUGACCGACUAUCUGCGCCAGAUUUAUAACCACGUCAAGUUAUGUAUUGAAGCUAUUACUGGGGAUUGGAAGGAGAAGAAGAUUGAGUUCGUGUUCAGUCUUCCUACUACUUGGGAUGCUUUAGAUACGGUGAAGAGGUUCGACGCUGCGAUAAAUGCCGCAGGAUUCACAUCUCAAAAUCCCGAAAAACAUUCGGCAAAAUUGGAGUUGACAGAGGCUGAGGCUGCAGCUGUUUAUUUUGCGACAAAUUCUGAAAUCGAGCUUGAAAAGGGAGAUAUUAUUCUCAUAUGUGAUGCGGGUGGGGGAACGACUGACCUUGGCCUUGUCGAAGUGGCAGAUCCAAAUCCCGAAAGACCAGCUUUGAAACAGGUGGCAGAAGUCAAAGGAGUUGGUAUCGGGUCAACUAUGAUUGAUCGAGCAUUCGAGUGUCUCGUACAAAAACGACUGGAUACACAUCCCGAUAUAGAGCUUCCAGAGAAUCUAGCACACAAACUAGCUAGAGGUUCAUCCUUCCAGUCGAUCAAACAUAACUUCGGAUCGACUUCCGGUAACCACGCUGUGUAUAUACUACGACUGGAUAAACUGGGACUCGGAAUUGACAAGGACUUAACGCAUGCAGGACUUCGAAUUGAGAGAGGAAGAAUGCAUUUUUCAAGGUCAGAGAUGCAAGCUCUGUUUGAUGUGCAAAUUGCUGGCAUAACACGUAGGAUAGACAAACAACUAGAUUGGAUGCAGACACACAGAAGCCAAGAUGAUGUGAGAUUUCUAGUCUUGAGUGGUGGUCUUGGAGGAUCACAAUAUGUAAAGACCAAGAUCGAGGAACACUUUCAACGAAAUCCUCGCCAAAUAGCACAUCGUAUAAGGAUUCUAAAAUCUCAAGAGCCACGACUUUCAGUAGUGAAGGGUUUGGUGAUAGACAGAAGACAGAGGAUAAAAUUUGGAGCGGCGACUCUAAAAAUGAGAGUAGCGAGAGCUAGCUACGGUGUGUUGUGUCGCCAAGAAUACAACCCGGAGAUCCAUUUAGGAGAACCCGUCGUGAUUGACCCUCUCAAUAAGAAACAGAAAUGGGCCACGAUGCAGAUUGACUGGAUAAUCCAAAAGAAUGACACUAUCGAGACCGGUUCCGCAAGAGACCGACUAUUUACAAGGAAAGUCGUUCCCGGAGACGGUAAUCGAACGUGGGACACAACAAUUGUGAUAUCCUACGAGGAUAGACACAAUCUCCCCACAAGUUUCCGACAACCCGGUGUAUCAAAACUAUGCACAGUGCACUCCGAUUUGAAAGAAGUCGCCGACGAAGAAUUCGAGCCGAAGAAUCGAAAGCUCUGGCAACGAAAGAAAUACUAUCUCGCCGCGUUUACAGUGCGCGUGAUAAUCGCACCAGCGGAUCUGAGGUUCGAAUUAUGGUUUAAAGGUACUCGAUAUAAUCGAAGUCAUGAAUCACUCUCGAUUGAUUGGGAUCCUGCAGGAGCAUCUUUGCGGCCACCGUCAGUUGAUGAUGCGAUUGAUGGAUGGGAAAGUCAAGUACAAUUAUAG